GGGCAAGGAUCCCUUGGUGCAUCACCCAAAUUUGACUCCAUAUCUAUGAUGUACCUGCUGCAUUGUCUACCUCCGCCAACCGAUCACAAGGCGACUGUGUUUGCGCACCUGAAACGCCACUUGACUCCGAAAGGGACUCUGUUUGGUGCCACGAUAUUAGGUUAUGGCGCACAGCACAAUCUGCUCGGGCGUCUGACCAUGCGCCUCUAUAACUGGAAAGGCAUAUUUGGAAAUACGGACGACAGCCCGGAGGUAUUUGUCAAGGCAUUGGAAAAUGAAUUCGAGGAGGUCGAGACCCAUAUUGUAGGAGUGGUGCUACUCUUUCGGGCUCGCAGACCCCGGUUGGCUUGAAUAAUUUGGUUGUAGGGCUCUGAAGUGUCUCAUGUGCUUUACAUUGAGGGUCCUGACAAUCAAAACCUGGCAAGGGAGACCUGCAUACUAUUACACUUUGGUUCCUAUUCGAUCAGGCCUGGAUAGUGCAUCGGGAAUUCUGGGAUGUA
This is a messenger RNA of Aspergillus piperis CBS 112811, 500 nucleotides long. Its product is annotated as methyltransferase type 12. The transcript has a single exon. The record is from RefSeq and is a predicted model, not a curated record. Lineage: Eukaryota; Fungi; Ascomycota; Eurotiomycetes; Eurotiales; Aspergillaceae. Bases 49 to 351 code for a protein of 100 amino acids.